UAUUUAGUCGUCUAUUUAAGUUCAAAGUCGAGGGUUGGACGGAAGAUCAGGAAGACAAUACUUAAGUAGAAAAUAGUUUGGAAUUAACGAAGGAUCUGACUGGCGUUUUCUGCCGAAAUAUCAUGGCACGAUCUAUGCGUAUUUUCGGACUACUCUAUGAAGUUGGUGCAAAACGGAGCGUGCCAGCGCUGACCGUUCUGCAUCCGCGGCCAGUUAGCACAACUCCAGGGCUGAGAUCACUGACGCGUUACGAUAAGACGGGUCACACCACUGACUGGAAGAAAAAACUGACCCCUGAGCAGUAUUUUGUGACUAGGGAGAAAGGUACAGAGGAGCCUUUUAGUGGCAUUUACCUAAAUCAUUAUGAAAAGGGCAUGUACCACUGUGUCUGUUGUGAUACUCCUCUUUUUAGCUCUGAGGCUAAGUAUGAUUCUGGGGCAGGCUGGCCAUCCUUCCGUGAAGCACACGGGACAUGGGAGCAGGAUGAAAGUCAUGCCAAUAUUUUGCGCCGUCCUGAUAAUUCUUUGGGCAGCACAGGGACAGAGGUUAUCUGCAAACAGUGUGAUGCUCACCUAGGCCAUGUGUUUGAUGAUGGACCUGAACCCACGGGCCAGUGGUUUUGUAUCAACAGUGCCUCCCUUCACUUUAGACCUAGAGCUAAAAACCCAGAUGCUAAAAAUGAUUAGAACACUUUAAUGCAAUUUGCCAUGAUGUUUUUAUAAGGAAACUUAGCUGCUUAUAGGCAUGAACUGGCAUGAAAGUGGCGGAGAAAAUUCUUGAUUUAUCAUGUGAUUGUAAUAUUCUCAUACGUUAGAGGCUUUUUUUUCUGCCUAACUUUUAAGAAAAAAAUUGAUGUACUUGACUAAGGUUCAGUUUUCACAACGAUACAGCUUUUUUUAAAUACCUGCUAAA
This is a messenger RNA of Chanos chanos (milkfish), 912 nucleotides long. RefSeq names its product methionine-R-sulfoxide reductase B2, mitochondrial. Gene Ontology annotation, molecular function: peptide-methionine (R)-S-oxide reductase activity. The record is from RefSeq and is a predicted model, not a curated record. Lineage: Eukaryota; Metazoa; Chordata; Actinopteri; Gonorynchiformes; Chanidae. Gene Ontology annotation, biological process: response to oxidative stress; protein repair. The coding region runs from base 123 to 686 and encodes 187 amino acids. The transcript is spliced from 5 exons. Gene Ontology annotation, cellular component: cytoplasm.